CAACAAUGCAGUUAUUUUACAAAAACAAAAAUGUUUUUAUAACCGGUGGCAGUGGAUUUUUUGGAAGAGUAACUAUUGAAAAACUUCUACGUUCAACUGAAGUUAAACGAAUCUAUAUGUUAAUGAGACCAAAAAAAGGCGUGAGUAUAAAGGAUCGAAUUGACACAUGGGCUACAGAUCCAAUGUUUUCCGUAUUGCUGAAAUCAAAUCCCAAGUUCUCGGAUCAAAUAGUGGCCAUAGCAGGAGAUUGUCAAUUGCCAGACUUGGGGAUCAGUGUGGAAGAUCGAAAACUGUUGGUAGAUCAGGUGCAGAUCGUGCUUCACUGUGCUGCGACUGUAAGAUUCGAUGAGCGUCUCGAUGUGGCACUGAACAUCAACACUCGUGGCACGCUCCUUAUGGUGCAACUUGCCAAAGAGAUGUGUCGCCUGGAGGCAUUUGUUCAUGUGUCCACUGCGUUCUCGAAUUGCGUGCUCCAUCAUAUUGAUGAGGUCUACUACCCGGAUAAAUUAACCUGUUCCUUUGACAAGAUUCUUGCGCUGCGAGAAAUGCUGAGCAAUGAUCUCAUUGACAGCAUGAGUCCCGCAUUUCUUGAAGACUUUCCCAAUACAUAUACCUUCACCAAGGCGUUGGGAGAGCAGGUGGUGCAGAGGGAAGCGAGAGGUCUACCGGCGUGUGUAUUUCGACCAGGCAUGAUUGUUGCGGCAUUUAAGGAGCCCAUCAUUGGAUGGACUAACAACCUUAAUGGACCCAUAUCCAUACUAUUUGGUUACAUAGCUGGAGUUCUACGUGUCGCGCACCUUGAUAAAAAUGUCAUAGCUCAUAUUGUGCCAGUUGACUAUUGUGCCAAUAUGGUUCUGUCCAUUGCGUGGAAAACAGCUGUGGAAAAUGUUCACCAUAAAAAAAAUGACACUGACUUAUUCUUGCUAAAGGAACCGACCAUUUAUAACUAUGUUAACAGCAAUCAGAAUCCCUUAAAAUGGCGUAACUUUGCGAAUACAAUUGAUAAUUUAAUUCAUGUCUGUCCAUUGGAACAGAUAGCAUGGUACCCAUUUCUAAAGACUUACACCAAUUAUUGGGCCUUUAAGCUGGCGUCGCUGGCUUAUCACAUUCUGCCCGCACACAUUAUCGACAUAGUAUUGCGUCUAAGAGGUCAAAAGCCACGAAUGGUCAAGGUGUAUGAUAAAAUACACAAUCAUAAUAAGAAAUUAACGUUUUUUGGGAUUACCAACUGGACCUUUGAAAUGCACAAUACGGAUCGACUUAUACAAUGUAUGUCGUCACAGGAUCGUAAAAUAUUUGAGUGUGACAUGAAGAGUCUGAAUUGGGAUGAAUACUUUAGAGUGCUACUGUUUGGAGUGCGAGAAUAUCUUGCAAAAGAAAAGCCGACUGAAGAGUCCAUCCAAAAAGCACGAAAAAUAUUGAAACGAUUCUACAUAAUGCACCGUAUUGUGCAAAUUAUUAUUUACGGUGGUGUUUUAGUAUUGAUCUGUAUAUAUCUUUUAUAAAAAAGCUCUA
Molecule: messenger RNA, 1515 nt
Organism: Drosophila innubila
Lineage: Eukaryota; Metazoa; Arthropoda; Insecta; Diptera; Drosophilidae
Product: fatty acyl-CoA reductase wat-like
Exons: 5
Coding region: 6-1505 (499 amino acids)
Biological process (GO): long-chain fatty-acyl-CoA metabolic process
Cellular component (GO): peroxisome
Molecular function (GO): alcohol-forming very long-chain fatty acyl-CoA reductase (NADP+) activity
Source: RefSeq, a predicted model, not a curated record